AGGUUCCGGCCGAUCACUGUUAGUCACGGAAUACAUCAUGUCCGCAGAGAAAGCGACAGUUUUAGUAACAGGGUUUGGUCCAUUUGGUGUACACCAAGUUAAUACCAGUUGGGAGGCUGUCAAGGAAUUACCAAACACUGAUCUUGUAGAAGAAGUCAAUUUGGUGAUAAAAGAGAUUCCUGUGGAGUACAGUGCAGUGGAUGAACAGGUUCCUCAGUUAUGGAAUGAAGUAAAACCCAAGCUCUGUGUACAUGUGGGUGUUCAUAGUCUUGCUGAUAGCAUUCAGCUGGAGAUGUGUGGUCGUAACUAUGGUUACAACAGACCUGAUGAGGCAGGUAAAAAGUGUGAAAAAGGCUGCUGUGUUGAUGGAGGAGAGGAGUGCCUGUUUACUUCUCUUGAUUUGGAUAGACUGUGCUCUGAGGUGAUGACAGCUAAAAGCCCCUGUCUUGUUGGAACUUCUGAUGAUGCAGGAAGGUUCUUGUGUGAUUAUUCUUACUACAAAUCUCUUCAUCUUGGACAAGGCCGAGGCACUGUGGCAUUUGUUCAUGUCCCACGGGUAGACUCACCCUAUAGCCUUGAGGAUUUAGUGAUCUCGCUAAGACUUAUUAUCUUAGCUAUGCUAAAGCAAAUCAGCUAGUGGAACUGUUGAGGUGGGAAGAGCCUCUCAAAGUAGCUGUUAGGACAUCUUGAAUACUAUUGAAUUUUCUCCUUUCUGUAAUUAUAAAACACUAUUAUAAAAAAAAAAUACCUAAUUAAGAACAGUUAUACAAAGCUGAUAUGGUGUUAUUUUUAUCACUAUUUAAAUGGAAGACUCCCAAGUGGUCACUUCUUUGCUGCUACAAUUUUGCUAUUUUACAUAACAAGCUAAAGGAGUGAACCCCACAGUUGUCCAUCAUAACAGUAGUUGGCCAUAACAGUUAUCAUACGUUAGUGUUCUAAUUAGGUGAUCACAAGCACACAGGAUGUUGUUGUCAUAUCUCCUGCAAGACCUCUCAUACUUGUACUCAGGGGCUCUUACAAGAAAAGAGUUUUUAAAGGAUUCCCAAUAAAAAAAAGAUUGGAUUGGGUUUUGGUCUGAUACUGAUAACUUUCAAGCCUUAUGAUACUCGUCAUUCUGCUCAAAGUCAUCAAAUAAUCGUUAAAUAUCUAAGGGCCACCUUAUCGUUGUCCAGUUUACUUCACAGGUGUAUAAGGAAUGUCACUUACAAAUAAAGUCAUGUUUGGAAAAUA
Messenger RNA from Stylophora pistillata, 1230 nucleotides. Its product is annotated as pyroglutamyl-peptidase 1. NCBI's taxonomy places the organism in Eukaryota, Metazoa, Cnidaria, Anthozoa, Scleractinia, Pocilloporidae. Gene Ontology annotation, biological process: proteolysis. Gene Ontology annotation, cellular component: cytosol. Gene Ontology annotation, molecular function: pyroglutamyl-peptidase activity. The record is from RefSeq and is a predicted model, not a curated record.